AUGAACAACAAACAUCGAGUGAAUAAUAAACGUAAAGGAAGACGUAAUCAAUCAAAUAGAACAUGGAUCAACAGACAGUCUCAUACGGAAAUUAUGAAUCACGUACCAUCGAGACAUCAACAGAUGAAUUUGCAAUUAGAUAGAAAUCAAAUUGAUUAUGAACCAUCGAUCCCACAAAUGCGACAUCACAAUUCUUAUCAACAUUUGAUGCCACAAAUGCCUGAUCCGCAAUAUUUAAAUAGAAUUACAAGGAGGAAUCCAUCAGCUUAUACAAGAACAAGUAUGGAUAGGAAUUAUAUACCAAACGUCUAUGACUAUUGGAGGCAACCAUCUACUUCACGAAUAGAUAAUUAUAUGCCUAAUAUACCUGAUCUGAAUGAGGAGGAAUGGUGGCAUCAACGAUCUACUUCACGUAUAGUUAAUUAUAUACCUAAUAUUCCAUAUAUAAAUGAAGUACCAUAUUGGAGAAGAAAACAACAAUCUACUUCUCAUUCAUCUAAUGAAGUAACAAAUGUAAUUAUUAAAAAUGAACCAUCGACUUCACAAUCACGGGAAAAUAAACGAUCACCUUUAGAAAUUGCUAAUGUAACGCCUAGAGAAAAAAAACAAGUGGAUUUGGGAUUUGGUGAAACAAUUGAUGUUCAGAUUAAUUCAAUACCAAGCAAAAACGAAGAAGGAUACUUUACAGGAGCACCUGUUCCAUCAAACGACACAAAAUUCCAACAUCCAAAUGAGGCUAAUGAAGUUCUAGGCCCCGUUAAUUAUCUACCUGUACAGAAUGUUUAUGAACAUAUGAAGAUGGACGAAGAUGACAAAUUCAUGUCUCCAAAAUUUGCUCAUGAUAUGCCUUCAACUUCGGAAAUAUUACGAGUGUUUAUGGCAGAACAACAGGACCCUGAUGAUUAUAUAAGAGAAAACAACAACACCAUGGAACGAGAAAAUGGCAAUAGUGGUGUUAUACAGAAUACAACUAGAACAAAUUAUAGUAAUAAUCAAAAUUAUAGACAAAAAUGCAAUACGAGAAAAAAUAACAGAUAUCAACCAUACAAUCUACAAAGAAAUAAAUUAAAUAACAGUAAUUAUAAUUUUAUAACUCAACAAAACAAUAGUGAUAGUAGCUACUCGAAUAAUCAGCAAAACAAUCACGAUAAGGAAAACGAUAAUAACAAUACUUCUAAUGAUCAUCAAUAA
This is a messenger RNA of Polistes dominula (European paper wasp), 1191 nucleotides long. RefSeq names its product GATA zinc finger domain-containing protein 14-like. The record is from RefSeq and is a predicted model, not a curated record. Lineage: Eukaryota; Metazoa; Arthropoda; Insecta; Hymenoptera; Vespidae.